This is a messenger RNA of Pestalotiopsis fici W106-1, 2151 nucleotides long. RefSeq lists its product as uncharacterized. Bases 1 to 2151 code for a protein of 716 amino acids. Lineage: Eukaryota; Fungi; Ascomycota; Sordariomycetes; Amphisphaeriales; Sporocadaceae. The transcript has a single exon. The record is from RefSeq and is a predicted model, not a curated record.
AUGGCAAUGACGAUGGACAUUGAAUAUCAGCCUUUAAAUUUAUCUUCAAGGCAAGUUCGAUUGAUCACGUUGUUGCCAGCGUCCGAUACAUUAGGUGAUAAAGUCUUUGUCAUUCUGCGGACGGUCUCCCUGGACGAUGAACCGACGUAUGAAGCACUCUCCUACGUAUGGGGCGACGAGAAAGACACGCGGGAGAUCAGUGUCGAUGGCAAGACGGCCAAUGUCACGAAAAACCUAGAGGCCGCGCUCCGGCGAUUGCGAGGCCCCUCGCCCAGGGUGCUGUGGGUAGAUGCCUUGUGCAUCAACCAAAAGGACACUAACGAGAAGAACCACCAGGUUCCCUUCAUGUCGCAACUGUAUACGAAAUGUCAGCACACGAUAAUUUGCCUUGGUGAGGAGGGGAACAAUCGCAUCGAAGCGUUUUUCCAAUGGAUCAAUUCUACACCGUCACAGAAAUCAACCGAUGAUGGAACUUCUUCAACAGCCACUCAAUCCAGACGACAAGGCAGCGAGACGGUCUACUUAGGGUAUAUCGAACUCUUCAAGCUGUCAUAUUGGCAGCGCAUGUGGACCUACCAGGAGAUGGUACUCCCAAUCAAUGAUCCUAUUUGUGUCUAUGGUGAUUAUCGCUGUCCUCUUUCGACACUCUUCGAAUGCGAAAUGCAUUUAUCACGUAUCGAAUCCGCAAUACCGGUCCUUUCUGGACUGGAAUCCUUGAUGAGUUAUCAAGUAAGCAGAACGAUUGCUCGAGGUGUCCAAAUGGCACGUGAAGGCGGUAAAGAGACAUAUCUGUGGUCCCACCUUCUGUACACUGCCGGCCGUGCAAGCAGCGACCCCCGAGACCGGAUUUACGCCUUGCAUGGACUGUGUUCGGGGCUUCGUAAGGUCUACCCAGCAGAAUACAACCCUCGCUAUCAUUCUCCAUAUAGAGCGCUUCUUGAGGCUACUGUUUAUAGCAUUAUGUACGAGGCUGCCUUCGUGGCUACUCUCGGACUAUUUCGAAUGCGUCCAAACAGAUUUUUGGAGACGGCAUUGCCAUCUUGGGUUCCUGAUUACAAUGUCAGACUCCGUCGGGCCCCCUCUAUUUUUAGAUGUGCGGAAAGGUUGCAGCGACGAUCAAUUGAUGACCCUAUGCCUUCGACACGAGAGCGAGACACCGCUGUGAUAAUUGGAGUUCCUGGCGUCGGUGUGCGGAAUCCCCUGGAGCCCAUGUCCACAUUAGUGCCAGCGGACUUUCUCGACUGGAAAGUGAUGGAUUUGGUACUAUCAAAAGGGCAGGAAGGUUGUCAUACAGCAUCUUAUGCGACAGGUGCUGAGCUUGUCCUACUUCCUGGUGUCAAGGAACAUCUUGAGGAAGCGACAGAUGUUUCACGAGAAGUCUCAGCUGGUCAUAUAUUUUAUCAACCAGAGUCGUUCAUGCACGUCCUUUUGGGAGAUAAGCCCACCUUGCGCAUAGCUGGUCGGUAUAUAGGGACGUGCGAAAGGUUAGACACCUUUGGAGAAGACAGAAGAGCGAACACUUCCAUGUUGUAUGGUAUGUUUGGAGCCUGGCGUUCCAUGGACUAUUCAACCUCACUGAAUGCAUUAUUCCUCACGAUCAGACGGGCUUACUGGGUCAUGGAGCUUGAGGACGUGCCCACCCUUCAAGACUUUCGCACAGGGUUCGAGAUGGCUUUUCCACUAGGGCCAUCCGGCGAAUUCUCCAUCGAUGACAUGAUCGAGAAGCUGUUACAUCGUGCAGCGCAGGUAGAGACCUUCUCUACCGAAACAGAUGAGCAACGCCUGAUAGACUUAUUCCACAAUUUUAUAGACGAAACUGGUCCUAGAACUGCUGACGAAACAGUAUUUGGAGUCGAGGGAAUACCAGAAUUGGUGGGCGUAGGAUUCGAAGCCUUACAAACCGGGGACAUUAUCGUUGCUCCUAUAGAUCAGCAUCGUCAGCAGAGUGGUCCACUGGUUCUUCGAAAGGUCGAGACUAGCGAUGCAAAUGCGGCCAGAGACGAAUCGCAGAAUCAACAGGCACAACGGAACAAAGAGGGCACGGUGUACUACAAAUUGGUUGGACCCGCGAUAAUACAUGCAUUAACAGAAGAGUCAGAAUUGGUAGCUUGUCUUGCUCACCGGCGCGUGGAAGAUUUCUUCGUUCAGUGA